Molecule: messenger RNA, 852 nt
Organism: Trichoplax adhaerens
Lineage: Eukaryota; Metazoa; Placozoa; Uniplacotomia; Trichoplacea; Trichoplacidae
Exons: 7
Coding region: 1-852 (283 amino acids)
Source: RefSeq, a predicted model, not a curated record
AUGGCAGCCCUAUUAAACAAAAACUACGACGGUAACAAUCAACAGUUAUCGGUAACUGCAUUAAAUUUUACUUUACGGACCAUAAUUUUUAGCAGUAUUGCUAUAAACUUUUCGGUUAUGACCCUGCGUUUUUAUAGAUUAUUGGAAACAAUCUUUAUUAAGGAGACUUGGACAAGAUCAAAAGUGUCCGACUAUUUAUUACAUAAUAUGCCCGAGGACGUUACUGAACAGCUAUUAAAUUUAGCUGUAGAAGAAGAAGUACAAGUUGAAAGCCAUGAGGAACAGCCGGGUGAUUUGUUCUUUGAGGAUAAAUCUGCAGAUAUUAAAAUAGCCGCUGAGGAGGAGUUUAGUGAUACAAGCAGUCAGAAAUCUGCCAAAGAUACAGAUGCUGAAGAAAACGAGAAAGACUCAGAGAUCUCUGAUGAUAUAUCUGCGAAAAUAUCAUCAGACGAAAGUGACAAUGAAUAUGUAGGCAGUAUCCUACGCAAGACAAAUGAUGCACAAGAAUUCGAAGGCAAUAGUGAUCAGUUAAAAUCGUCUCCAUCAAUAAACGGUAAUAAAGGCAACAAUGAGGAAUGUAUCUUGAAAGAUGAUGAACAACGGAAACACAAUAAGACUGUAGAAGCCAAAGAGGUCAAGGACCAAAUCGGUACAACAACUAAGAAUGGCAAACAACCGACUGCAGAUACUUCAAGGGAUGAUGAGAGUAACCUUAAGAAAUUAAAGUCUGGCUCUAGGAAAAGGAAAAUUCAACCCAAUAUCAUGCUCAAGGAUAAUAUGCAUCAGGAAGAAAGUAUGCAAGGGCAAAAGAGAAUCACUCGCUCUUAUUCUUUAAGAAAUAAACGUCAUUAA